AUGGUCAAAGUGGUCGGACACAGGGCCUUUAAGGCGUUGUACCCAGAGAACACGCUGCUGGCGUUCAAUAAAGCUGUCGAGGGGAAAGUGGACAUCAUCGAGACUGACUUGCAGAUGACCAAAGACGGAGUCGUUGUGGUCAACCACGAUUCGAACACGGGGAGGAUGUGGGACCGCGAUGUCGUCGUGCGAGACGUCGACUACGACACCAUCACCACUUUGCGAUGCAAAGAGGACCCGAGCCUCAAGAUGUUGACGCUCGUAGAGUUGCUGACGUGGAGUCUGGACCACCCAGAGGUGCAAAUCAUGCUCGAUAUCAAGUUCACAAACAAAAAGAUCAUCCUGAUUAAGACUUUCGGCGACAUGAUGAAGGUCAAGAACGACCUAGCGUACUGGCAGGAGAAAAUCAUAUGGGGGUUAUGGAUGUUGGAUUGGUACCAGUACGGUAUCGAAGUGGGCGUACUGCACGGGUUUAAAAUUAUUGUGAUUACAAUGUCGCUUGACCUCGUCGAACAGUUCAUCCAGAAAUCUUUGGAACAGGGACUGGAUGGGUUCAAACUGUUCGGUGUUAGUAUCCACUACGUUUCGAGCUGGACGGACCGUUUUAGAGAGGAAAUCAUACCAUUGCUGCUCAAAUAUGACGUCAAAGUGUUCCUUUGGACUGUUAACAAACAGAUCGACUUUAAUUACUUUGUAGGGUUGCCAAUUUACGGUGCCAUAGUCGACAACCCUAUCCAAGCUCGUACGUAUCUGAAGACAAACGAUAGCAGGGGGGAUGCAAAGUUCGCGGUGCCUAGUUUGACCUCAGUAGCCGGUAUGAGAUUCCAUGCUUUCACAAAACUGUACGCCAUAAUUUGCUUUUUCCUGUACUCUAGCUGGGCUCACGUCAAAGUCGGAGGACUAUCCUUUGCCUAUUUACUGGGCUUGCUACUUAGAAUGGUCCAUUUCUUUUGA
Huiozyma naganishii CBS 8797 is the source of this 954-nucleotide messenger RNA. RefSeq names its product phosphatidylglycerol phospholipase (gene PGC1). The coding region runs from base 1 to 954 and encodes 317 amino acids. The transcript has a single exon. Gene Ontology annotation, biological process: glycerophospholipid catabolic process. Lineage: Eukaryota; Fungi; Ascomycota; Saccharomycetes; Saccharomycetales; Saccharomycetaceae. Gene Ontology annotation, molecular function: phosphatidylglycerol phospholipase C activity. The record is from RefSeq and is a predicted model, not a curated record.